GGCGAAGCAUGUGAUUUGGCGGGUUCCUCAUCGAAAAAUGUGCAAAUAAAGUGCUUUUGAGGACACGAAAAGCUAAACAUCCAUGAUGGAGAGUCUUGAUUCGUCAAAGAAGGCACGGCCGUCAUUGUUUGAGUCGUUCAACGUCCAAGACAGCGACUCAUCUGGAGGGAAGGCAUCACCGACCCCCCUCAAACAAAUCAACUGGGACAAGUUGUCUGUCUUGUUAAAACCUAAUGCUUGCAAUGGUGACAUUUCAAAUAAGACACAAAAGUCAGAAAAAGAAUCUGUUGCCAUUGAUAUCGAUGACAGUGCUUCUGAGAACUCAAAUAGUGGACAUAAUAGUGGGUCUUGCAUUGUUGGACAAUCUGGUUAUCACACUGGUGAUCGGUCCGAGGCUCACUCCCUUGGUGACCAUGACAAUACGAUUGGUUCCUUUAAUCACACUUCAGGGACCAUCUCAAAGGCGCGUAAGCUCACGCAGGGAAAAAUAGAUGGCUUUUUCCAGAAAUCGCCACCUCCGGUUCGCAGUUCAGAAAAAACUUCUUUUCAUUCACAGUCUGUCUCCGGUGAGAGUUCAAAAUUGUCACAAAAUGGCCAGAUAAAGUCGAGUGAACAAAGAACUGAAUCAGAAAAGUCGAGGUCUGAAAAAAGUCACCAUUGGGAGAGCAGCAAAUCUGGGCAUCAUAAAAAGGAGAGGUCACAUAGUCAUAGUUCAUCGAAGAGGCAUGAUUCAGAAAAAAGUUCCAAGUCUUCUGGCGAGAAACAUUCAUCCUCACACAAGAGUAGUCAUCAUAGGCAUACGAAAAGUACUGGCAGUCAUUCUGUUUCAAGUCGGAACAAUGAAAUAAAAAAGACUGAAGGACAGGACUUGCGAACCUUUAAUAUGUUUGAAGUGACCACUAUGAGUCUAGCUAAGCGUCUAAAACAGGGUGAUUCGGACAAGGUGAGCCCUGCGAAAAAAUCUCAUACUGCAGUCUCGGCAGGUGAAAAGUUAUCGAAAGAUAAACUUUCAAAAACUGAAGAUGUAAGGAAAGAUAAAGUUACUGAGAAAGACAUCAAACAUAGUAGCUCACAUGAAAAGAGUAGACAUAAGUCUCAUGAAAAAAGUUCGAACUCCACGAAAGAACAUGCUAAAGUUAUAGAGGGCAACCACAGAACUCCAGAGAAGGGUCGUCAUUCUUUUAAACCUAAGAGCAGCCAGGAUUCUCCAAAUGAGAAAACACCAUCAAAAAUCGGGUCUCAUUCCAAGGACCGGGGACAUUCAGAGGAAAAACGCACUCAGAACUCCACGAAUGAACAUGCUAAAGUUAUAGAGGGCAACCACAAAACUCCAGAGAAGAGUCGUCAUUCUUUUAAACCUUCUAAGAGCAGCCAGGGUUCUCCAAAUGAGAAAACACCAUCAAAAAUCGGGUCUCAUUCUAAGGACCGGGGACAUUCGGAGGAGAAACGCACUCCUCAGAAACACCACACUCCUCAGAAACCCCCUACAUCUCAGAAUGACCACAGUUCUGUGAAGAAAGAUCACAAGGGUGACCACCGGCAGUCAUCCAGUUGUCGGGUCAUUACUCCAGAAAUGAUCUAUAGCCAGGUUUAUGGUUCAGAUGUCUCCGCACCUAAAGUAAGCAACACUCUAAAACCAAGUUCUAAAACUUCACUUCCUAAGGUUGAGCACAAAGCCAGUGAAAAGGGUCACAGAGAACAUUCAAAGGACAAGUCGGCGAGUCAUGAUAUCAUUCCAAAGAAAGUUCUUGAAAAUAGAGCUCAUGAUUAUUGGACGUCGAAAAAGGUCCAACCUGACUCUGAUUAUUGGACCCCGAAAAAUGUCCAGUCGGACAAAGGUGAAUCGUCACAAAUCUUAGGAAAACAUUUCUACAAGUCGGAUAGAAAUGAGGGACUUAAUGCCAGAGAAGGAAACAGCUCGAAGUCUCACAAGAAGAAAACUGAUUUGGUUGAUAUUUUCAACAUGUUAAUGGAUCCCAGCGAUAGUGAAAGUGUGCCUUCCAAGUCAGUUUUGAAAAACGUUGCUCAGGUUCCAAAUAAAAGCCCUCAAGUCAAAACGGACAAUUUGAAAGUCUCCAAUAAGAAUGUGUUUGCAACUAUGGCCAAUUUUUCAACAGGCGAAGCAGGUGAUAAGGCUGGUCUUGAUGAUUAUACUCCUGUCAGUUGCUCUCCUAAUAACUCAAAAGAUUCUCAAGACAUUUCUGAAUCUGCUGCUGCUUGUUCCACGCCGGUAGCUUAUGAGCUAAAAAAGGUCUCUGAUAUUACCAGUGUUGAUAGCAUAAGUGCUCUAUGGACAGACAGUGGGACUACCAACCUCAGGGUUCCAGAUUGUCAGGCAAAGUCUCAAGAUAGCAUCGAAGAGGAGACCAGUGUUCUUCCUUCUAUCCCCAUACUGGCGGAAAUUGGGUCAGAUUCCUGGAAUACUGGUGGAUCAAAGAUGCAUCAAGAUAAGACAAUAGCCGGUGAAUUAGACUUAGAAACAAAUGUAUGCAGGUCAAAGUCAGAUAGCCUGGAGGAGGAAAAACCUGAGAGCAAAACAGGUAGUCCAAAUUUGUCUCCUAAUCCUGAGGAAGAAGUUUGUAAUUUUGUCUCUCCUUCUGUGUUGCGGGUUCCUGUCCAGGAACAUGGUGACAUCUCUGCCUCUGUGUCACCUGCUCCUGGUGAGAAACUUGGUGACAUGGUUGCCCCAGUGCCAGCAGCUCAUGUUGGGGAUCUUGGUGGCGUGUCUGGCUCUGUGCCUGUUUUAAACUCCUGCUCAAGUGAUUUAACAGUCGAUGACCAAUCAACAAGAUCUCAGACAGCUAGUGCAGGCAAUGAGCAGGCCACUGUUGAAUCGGACAUUGUCAGUCUUGGCGGUUCAUCAGUGUUUGAUGAUACAGCGUCCAGUUGUGUUAGAGUGGAUGAAACCUCGGAAAUGAACUACGAAACCUACUUGACAAUGAUAAGCGAUCCAAGUGAUAGGGAUGAUAAAAGCUCUGUUAGUGGUUUUUCUGUAAGGACUACAACAAGCACUGAUAUGUCAAGUUCUAUAAUUUUCAAGGACAUUUCUAAUGAUGCAGUUCCUGACAUGUCUGCUGUUGCAACCCAAUCUAAGACUGUUAUACCUAUGCAGAAAGUUACUGAGACAGGUUUGACAGAUGACAAAGAUUCUAUUGGCUCAGAUAGUCCAGUGGAUCAUGAGGAAAACGAUGAGGUAAAAUCUGCUGAUGGUGCUUUCAAUGUUGGCAAGGUGAUACUCGUAGAUGAUGACACUGUUCCGUUUGGAGAUGAAGUGUGCCCCGUAGGCAAGGCGUGCGAACUUGUGACAUCAUUUAGCUCCCUAAAAAAUCUCGGUAUUGACCAUGAGGAGAGCUCAUUACAUUUGCAUUUGUCAUCUGAGGACUCCCUAGAUUCUGUGUCUGGUGAGAUCCACUGUUCAGCUACUAUUGAAGAUAUUUCUUUCCCGGUGCGGGUUGGUGCAUCUCCUGAAGUUUAUGCAGACGCAUUUGUAGAAAAUGAGGAAGAGAACUUGGAGCAGGAUCAGUUGAAUUGUUCAAAUGAAUCUGUCAUUGUCAAUUGUGUCAUUGAGGGAAAUGAGGUCAAGGGAUGUGUCGAAGAGGUUGACCUGGUCUGCGUUCAGGGAGAGGAAGGCCCUAUACUAGUCGUGGAGGAACAGGACAAGACUUCGAUGAAAAGUACAGUGGUUGUUGAGGAAGAUAGCGUUCUUUCGUCGAAUAUUUCUGCUGGGGACUUUACUAUGGCUGGUGUGAUUGAAGCAGAAGAAUACGAUGCUGAAAGCGUUGACGAUCUUAUGUCGGAAAUUGACAACGUUUUGAUGGAAAUUGGGGAAACAGGACAGGAAAGUCGGGAUCAAACGCCAAACCGGCUUGAGGUCCCUUUGGAAGGGCUUUGGUCUGAUCAGCCACCAAAGUCUUUUGAAGAACCAUGCGAUGAACAAAGAGUUGGCAAUGUGCCAAGUGUGUCGUCUGCUCCCUCUAAAAAAACCGACAAGACCAUUUCCUUGAUUGAAAAGACACUGCAUGAUUCUUGCAAAUCUCCAUUACAAAUUCCCAUUGCUUCAGAAGCUGAAGCUGUCUCUGAACUAAAACCUAGCAUUUUGCGACAAGAAGCCGCCCUGAAUGAGUCUGAUGUUGAUAAAAAAGAUGCAGCAGAGAUUUCAAAAACUUCCAUGUCAUUGGAGUCUUCUUCGUCUGAAGAGGAAGAAGAGAUUACGCCAAGGCAAACCCGAUCACGUACCAGGACAUCUGAUAGCCAAUCGGAAUUCUCAUCACCCGCACCAAGAAUUCCCAAAUUAAGGCGCAGUUUCAAAGCUGGUGAUAAAUGUGGGCUGUUGGCUGCAGUUGAGACUGUUGCAAAGGAAAGUUCUAAAGAUAAAAAGGUUACUAAAUUACAGAUGGUUCCCAAAGAGGCUGUUGGCAUGAAAAGACCAGCAAAUAGACCUGUUAUUCCCAGGGAUAUUGAUUUUGAGAGCGAGUCUGAACCAGGGAUAAUAGAGAAAGACAGUUGUAAGAUUGCCUCUCAUUUACAAGGAGACCUAACAAACAGUGCCUCCGAUACUGGUGAACUGGUCAGGAAGUCCAGUCGCAAACGGAAAGUGAAGUCGAUGGGUGAUGACGUUAUUGUGUUUGCUGAAGCUGGGACCAUGAAAAGUGACUUUUAUACCCAGGCUCAUGAAUAUUUUCCGAAAAGGGUACCAGAUGUAGAAGCAUCUGUAACCAAAGAAACUGGUAGUGCAAAACCAGCCAAAUCUAAUCUGCCAGCUUCCAAAACAAACUCAGUUGAAACAGCAAAAGAAAAAGGUAAGAAAACUGACAAAGCCAGUGAGAAAGACAGUUCCCAUGAACCCGUUCGAAGACUAAGGUCCCCUGCCAAAGCUGAAAUGCAUAGUACAGUGAAGGAGCUGAGAAGAGGCUUACCUUCAAGUCCGGGAAAGUUUUCAAAAGACCAACGGAAAUCUUUAGGGUUUAUCAAACGUGUUGCGGGAAAGGAAAGUCUUUCAUCUAAUAAGCGAAGGUCAGUGGACACCAAAGUUGCACGGAGGGCUAGUGAUAGUGAUAAGAAGAGAGGUCGGACGGUGUCUUGUGAUGAUCGAAAGAUAAAAUUGUCCAGUUCUAUAUCAAAAUCGAAUGCCAUACCAUCGCGUAAACGAAAUAGAAGUGAUGAACUAUCUAAGAAAAGGUCCAGUGAAUCUAAUGUGAAACGGGGUAGAGGUCGACCAAAAAAGGACGUCGUGGGGUUGAAAGUUCAAAACGUCAAGAAAUCAGUCGAAGAUGCUAAAAAACUCAAGCAGUCAGAUUCCAGUGAUAUGUCGGACAAUAGUGAUGAGGAGAUAGUGGAUGAUGAUGAUGAAUUUGCUGCAGGGUCUGAGUCUGAUUCUGAAGAGAUAACAGAUUCUGAGUUGGAAAAGACCUCAGAUAGCGAUUCAUUUGCUGGUCCAGGUCGAAGGAAGAAAGCUGGGAAAUAUUCGUAUAAAAAGGACGAUGAUUACAGACCUGCCAAUGUUGGCAGUGGGGCAAGAAAAAGGGGGCGCCCGAGAAAAUGUGUGUUCAGGCCUGGUAACGACAGUGAGCGCGACAGUAGUGAGGAGUUCCAAUCAAGUGCGUGUCGGCCUCUCAAGAGAAAAAUGCAUAUUUUAUCGCCAGUUUCUAAAAUAGCAAAGACGUCUAGAAAAACUGAUGCUUUAACGGCUGCGGAGGCUGCUGCGGCCAAACAGAAAGCAGAGAAAGAGCAAAUGAAAAAUAGGCAUAGGAAUCUCGUUAAGAGAGCAAUCAGUACACAGAAUCAUCAUAAGUUGAAAAUGAAACCGUUCAAGCGAAAACAAGUUCGUGCCAUUUUAGUUGGGGAGAGAAAAAGGCUUGAACGAGGUGCUAAAAACCGUGUCUCCAUGUACUAUUCUGAUGGUAUGGAGGACAUGGCAUCCGACUACAGUGAGGGUGAAUCUAGCUCAAGUUCUGAUGAUUAUCUCAAAGACAUCUACAGUUUGUUUGGGGGAGAUCAGGCGGACAGAGCUUCCGCAGACGGCAGUGAUCAGGAAUUGGAUAGCACUGUUGUACAGAAUCCAUUGAAUAUUCCAUACUACCCUGAAAUACGAGAGGCAGCUCUUAGGGGUGUGCAGAAUAAUAACUGCCUACUUGUGUUCAAUGACGAUACACAUUGGAAUGAUGUCGCUGAGGAAAUGCCGAGUAGAUGUGCUUCGAUUUGUGACAAGUUCACUGGGGCUGUUGUGACGAGUAUUCAGUAUCAGUUCAGGGAUGAUGAGUGCUCUGGUUACGAUAGCAAUGAACCAGAAGUGAAACGGACUAGAAAAUCAAAGAGGAAUGAUACAACAUCUCCUUCUUCAAAACCUCGGCUAAAAAAGAAAUAUGUGCACAAUGAAACCAAAAACUUUGACAGAACACCGGUUAAAUUGACCAGGAGGGAAAAAGCUCGGACUAUUGAAGAAAAACAGGAUCAUGUGCAGACAAAUUCUAAACAUGUACCAAGUAUUGCCUCAGACUUGGAGAGUACCCCGAUCAAAGUUAAUAAUGGAUCUGAGUCCAGGAAUGAUACCCCUGGCAGUGACUCGUCAGUUGUGAUCAUCAACAGCGACAACUCACAGUCUCCACGGAAGAAAGAUUUGAUGAAAGAUAGGAAGGGUGUUCUCGGUUUAUAUGAGGAGUUUAUGUCCAUGCUUCAUAAGGAGAAGAAACGAGAUGAGGAUGAAAGCGAAGUUGUCUGUCUCGAUGGAACGGAGUGUGAUAAACAGGACAGGAAUGAUACAUCUGAACAGGAUGAAGGUUCUGUGUUAGCCCACAAUGCAACAAUUCAUAAAUCUGUCCAAUUGACUAGCAGGGAGGUGGGAAAGGAGACAGGUUCUACUGCCCCUUUGCCGAAUGGGAAACCAGGAUCUGAACCGAUGGACUGCGAUAGCCUUGUUGGUGCAAAUGAUGAAAAUGAAAACAUAAGCAAAAGUAGCACAGGUGUGAAAGUCAUGAAAAGGAUUGUCAAAUUCUCUGCUAGUCGUGAGCUGACCAAAUCAUUUGGUCCAGAUAAAGAACAAACUAGUGGAGAUGUGAUUUCGAAUAGUUGCAAGUCUGUCAGGGUCAGUAAGCUUGAUGUUCCUGCCGAAGAAACGGAGGAAAUAAACAAAAAUUCUGCAGAUAGUGCGAGGGGCACUCUCACUAGUGUUCGGCAUCGGGACUCAAACAAUCCAUCGGCUUGUGAACAAGGCACAACUGUUAGUGAUAAAGAGACGAAUGAUGCAAUUUCUGUUGAAAAAGCUACGGAUUUUGACGAUGGGGACAAAAAAGAAGCAAAUGUAUCUGAAUCGAUAACAGUGACCCAUGUUUCUGAACCUAACAAACUUGUGACCGCUGCUAAUGAUGAGGACACUUAUAUUCUUGUCGACUGUGAUGGAGAAUUUGUGCUGGAUGAAAAAACAAACAUAAUGGACCUUACGGGCGAAAGUGACGUCGCUUUCUUAGAGAGCAAUGCGAGCGUGUUGAGCAUGGAAGAAUCAUCAUCCACAGCUGAUGAUCCAUUGGUACGUGAGCUGGUUGAAGCUAUCAACUUGGAUCACAACUACGUCAAGAAGAGGGCGAUCAAUCAGGUGUGGAUCCGAGAGGAAGAUUACAAAGCAGGGCUGUUCAAUGCGGCAGUGAAUUUACAGGACAUUGGUCCAUUGCUGUCCUUCUCCAAUGAAGUUGGUGCUUUUGUUGAUAACGAGACCCGUUUGACGUUUAACGUGCAAGAACGGAUCCCACCAAAGCAGGUAUCUAUCCUCGCUGGUCGUUGUGGCUUCAAAAAUUUUAGAGACUCUGGCGAUAAAUUGCUUAAGACGAAGAUGAGCCAAAUGCCGACUGCCAGUGAUCUUGAUGCCAUUCACAACUACCACAAGCCACCUUCCCAAUCAUGACCAGAUGUCAGCUAGUGCAGUGCUAAUAUUCAAACUGACAGCUUUUGCCUAUUUUUACUUAUUAGUGUUCAGAUGUCAGGCCUGGGUGUGGCUUUGUGCAGUUUUGUUUGAUAUAAAAUUUGUUGCUGAGCUUUGAUACUGAGGGAAGGGUACGAUAAUUGAGCUGUGGGAGAUCCUGGAAGGAACCUAGUCUAAAAGAAUGGCUUUGGAAACCAAUCUCUUACUUACCAAAUUGGUAGAAUAGAGAAACCCUCUCUAUUAUUUCUCGAGGAGUUCAAAUCACUUCAGCCUUCGAUAGUGGAACAAGGUAUACAUGUCUACCUCAAACUCCAAAAACAUCUGUAGCAGUAAUUUUUUCCUAAGACUUCUUAGUGACGUAUGCAUAUGAUGAGAUAGAGGGUUUGAACUGUAUGAUUACUUUCUGUGAAAGUGCUGUAAAUUUUAGUGAGGAAGCAGUUUGAAGAAGGUGUCAAAUUCUGUGCAGCAAUCAAUAUCAUUGACCCACUGCCUCCGACAAUUGUACUUUUUUUGUGCCGAUGUACACUUUUAUAUAUGUUAUUUUAAGUUUGGUGAAUACUUACAUCUCUCUUUAGUCUUUUUGUUCUGUGAGAAAAGGUUGUAAAACUGUUUGUUCCAUAGCUUCUGGUGCACUAAAAGUUGAUAAAGUUGCGACGGGGACAAUAAAUCGUUCGCCUCAUAGCAUAAUUGCCUAAGUCAUAUUUUGGCCAAAAUGUGAACAUUUUAUGUCUGUGUCACUUUUCUGUGUUAUUCAAGCAUUGUUUACUUAUUUAAUGGUUUUAAAAAUGUUGAGACAUCUGUUAUAAGUUUUUGUUAAAGUUCGAAUUAAAAUUUCCUAAGCGUUGUCUAAAAAAAUGGUUCUUUAAUUUUUCUCAAAACCUUCAAAAUUAAUAUGAGUUAGGCAAUUAUGCUAUGAGGCUAACGAAAUUCAUUACAUGGACCUGCUGAGGCAAAAGACAGUAACUAGUAACUCCAUUGGGCAGUUUUAGUCAGUCAAACCACAGCUCAGAAUAAUCAAGAGGUUCAGAUGAGUGUGAUUUUAUCAUGAUCUCAUUUGAACAAAAUCUCACCUUAUACUGCCUUUUGCCUUAGUAGGGCAGUGAGGUUAUUAAGCAGCUAUUGUUCAGUCAUAGAGGUUAUGUUGUGAAUCAGUAUCUUGUGAUGCUAUCUUCUUGAGGCAGGAUGUAUGAUCUGCCCUACUUAAAGAUGUAAACAAGUUGUAUUUGGUACAGGAGCACUUAUUCUUGGAACAGGUUCAGUUCAUGGCUCUUGUUGACAUGUUUCAAGAUGCUGUAUUGUUGGGGCGAUCUCAGAAAUCCUGUGCUGCACACUAGCAGGCAACAAUUUAUAUGUGACGUCUUUUUGUGAACAAAGGUAUUUGUCAUGAACAAAGAGUGAUGGAGGCCUACUAAAGCUUGAUUGUAUUGAUAGCAUGUAAAAUGAAACUGCUUUAUAAAGUACAUGUUCAUUGUAUGAUUGUAUUCAAAAAUAAGUUAAAGCUUGUGCACUCGCUCAUCUGUUGCCAUAUAUGACUAGCUUUAUUUGCCGAGUUCCUCGGAUCGGCAGCGUAGAAGAAGUGCUGCCUGCAGACAUGACAGAUUCUGACCAGCAAAGCACAAGGAGGCGGCUUGUGCAGACAUAGGUAAUUUCUUGUAUGUUCAAUUUUGUGUCAUAUGUACAUAGACAUGUACAGAUUUCCAUGCCUAGGACCUGGGCUAUAUAACUUUGGUAUGCGAUGGUAUGAAUGGUCUGAUGAUAAAGUAUCAAAAUCAUGUAUCCAUGUAUGUACAUUCUGUUUGAUUUGCCAUUUUUGCAUUUGUAAUUGACCAUUUUGAAAGGACCAGUGUCUUGAGAUAAUGCGAGUCAGCAGUUGUAAUAAUCUUUGCCAUUGCCAAUUGUUGUGAUGAAGGUGCCACAGAUAUUCCUCCAAAUAUGUGCACAGACUUUUGUGCACAUUUUCUGAUACAUCACAGGACCACUUUCUAUACAGGAACUCUUUCAAUUAUGAGUGCCAGAUCAGCAUUAUCACAUGACACUCCUUCUUUAAGGGACAUAGUCAAGCCUAUGAGAUCAGCUAAAGUACUGGUGCACUAUAGGAAAUGUUCAAUAUCAAAAUGUUCACUCUCUUGUACAUCUUUGCAGUUCAGGGGAGGGGUGUGUGGAUUUGUUGUCAUUGGGCGUAAAUCUAUUUCUCAGUUAUUUUUGUAACGAACCGCUUAUGAUUAAACUCUGCACCUUUAAUGUUCACCUUUUUGGUCCCUCUUUUGAAAUUAAUGCUUCAAAUCGUUGCAACCAGGGUAAAAGUGCGAAUGGUAGGUGUUCACAAAACAAUGUUACAGUGAGUGAUUAUUUUAGUCAUAUAAAGCAUUUAUUUUCUGUAAACACCUGUAGAAUCAUUAGUACAGGUCAUAUUUACUGUUGGUGGACUUGAAAUUUGUAGUUAACAGUUUUAGUCAAUAUCUCGCUAAUGUCCUUUACUGCAAUCGUUAUUUGCCGAUCUUUUAUCAAUACCACCAUGAAAGAAAAGUAAUCAUUCACUUUGAAAGGCUGUUCAGUAAUGUGAUUGCUGUCUCAUUUAUUAUCAUUGGUUAAAUUUGAUUUUAAGUUUCAUUUUAUUUGUUGGCAAUUUGUCAUUGUUGUAAAUGGUCUGGCUUGAAAAUUUUGUCUGAUUUGAAAAUCCGAACUAAAAAGCUUUGUUCAGUAUCAAAAUUAUGUAAAGGUACAUUGCAUCUACUGUGCGCUGGGAAAUGUUCUAAAAGUUAAAAGUCACUGAAUGGAUGGCAGACCAUAUUCUACCUCUGCUCCCAGAGUUGGCGAGUUUAAGUUUUGCCUUUACCUCUCAAUAGGACAAAUUUGUUUUAUGUUUGCUAAAGAUCAAAAUCGUUACGGAUACCUUUAUGAAAUACUCAUUGUUAAAUACCUUCUGUGGUUUCAACUGUGAAACAUGAUUUGAACAGACUGAACCAGUCGAACAAUUCUGCUCCUCGUUUGGGUGGCAUUAAAAGUGUUGUGGCUCUACUCAAAGUCUACAUGCAUUUGCAGUUGAUGCAAAGGCUGCUUCAAAUCAAAUCAAGUCAAUAAUCACUGACAUCACAGAUGAGCUGGGGCAAUAUUUUCUCUGUUCAGCUGUUCCCCAAGCACAAUGUAAAAGCAUUUUAUUCAGUUGUCGCUAUUGUUAACUGUAGUUGUUGUGGAUUUUGAUGGACAUCAUAAUCCACCUUCCAAUGAAUUCCCAAUCAUGUUCGGCGUUGACUAAUCACAACUGUUAGAAUCUUGACACCCAAGGCUUUGACAUGAUUUGUUAUACUCAGGUUAGCUCUGUGUUUUUAAAAGAUAUCGGCCAGAACUCACUUUUAUGUCUGGAGCCCAUCCCACAGUUUCUAUUCUAAUUGAAUCUUGCAGCCAAGUCAUCCACCCAAACUAGCCACCCACUUCUAUGUGUAAGCCAAAGAAAUUGUGAAUGGUAAAGCCAAACCUGUUUAAGAAUGAAAUACAGUGGUCUGGGAGUCAGGAUUAACUCUUAUAGAAUCUGUCCUAGAGGCAGUUUAAACCUUACUGUUUUGACAGUUGUGAUUGGUGCCACUUUCUCCAUUAUGCAUGUGGAAAUGGUUGCAACAGUUUAUAACCUAACUGUAAUGCUUUAAAAGUCUUCACAAAGUUGUAAGUUACAGUGCACAGCAUAGUUUGCUGUGGACCGUUCGUUACUUUCAUAAACUGUUCAAGCACAGCCAAUUCUGUAAAUCACAUUAUUUUCAAAAUGUCAAAAUAGAAAAAGCUGGUUUCUCAAUCUCAUGCCUGGAAAGUAAAUCCUAAAAAAUCAGUCUUGCCAAUAGUAAUGUCUACAAAAAUAAUGUGGUUUACAGUUUUAGGUAUUUUGUGUUCACAUGUGUCGUUAUGAUAAGAUUAUGAGAACUUUGUACAAAAUAUGAAAAGAUGCCUGAUAUGAUCACUGGCUCCGUAUGUGUAAAUUGUUGAUUUGAAAGUGUUAAGCAAGAAAGUGUAUAGCAGAUUAUAAAAGUGAUUAUGAA
Lineus longissimus is the source of this 11940-nucleotide messenger RNA. RefSeq lists its product as uncharacterized. The record is from RefSeq and is a predicted model, not a curated record. Bases 83 to 7894 code for a protein of 2603 amino acids. The transcript has 5 exons. Gene Ontology annotation, molecular function: DNA binding. Lineage: Eukaryota; Metazoa; Nemertea; Pilidiophora; Heteronemertea; Lineidae.